Molecule: messenger RNA, 418 nt
Organism: Ichthyophthirius multifiliis
Lineage: Eukaryota; Ciliophora; Oligohymenophorea; Hymenostomatida
Product: Imp1 inner mitochondrial membrane peptidase family protein, putative
Exons: 1
Cellular component (GO): membrane; mitochondrial inner membrane peptidase complex
Molecular function (GO): serine-type endopeptidase activity
Source: RefSeq, a predicted model, not a curated record
AUGGACACAUUAAUGGUAAUACCCGCAAUAGCGUUUUAUUAUUUUGUAACUGAAAACAUAUUAGUUGUAACGAAAUCCGAUGGAUAAUCAAUGGAACCAACUAUAGGUGAUUGUUCAUCAUUAUUAAUAAAUAAAUUCUCAUAUAAAUUAUUAGGAAAGAGGGUAUAAAAAGGUGAUGUUGUAGUCUCAUAAUCACCUGUUAAGCCAGAAAUAGAUAUUUGUAAAAGAGUUAUUUAUACAGAAGGAGAAUAUGUUUAUGGAAUUAAAAUUCCGCCGAAUCAUGUUUGGGUAGAAGGUGAUAAUAAAAAUAAUUCUUUUGAUUCAAGAGAUCAUGGACCUCUUCCGGAAUGCUUAAUAUAAGGAAAAGUUAUGAUGUAAUUAUAUCCUUUUAAAAAAAUUUAUGAUUAGAAUUGAAUUA